Molecule: messenger RNA, 1643 nt
Organism: Moneuplotes crassus
Lineage: Eukaryota; Ciliophora; Spirotrichea; Euplotida; Euplotidae
Source: the annotation of a GenBank genome assembly
AUCAAAUGGAAGAGUCUCUUACUAAGAACAAUGAUUUCUUAAUGAAAUUUGAUGAUGCUUCGAUCAACAAUCAUCCUGAUAUCAAUCAGCCUGACCACUCUCAACCCCAGAUAGAUUACGAGUUUGAGUCUAGCUACAAAGAGAUUAUUCACAGUCCAGAAAAUGUAUUCGAGAACAAGAUGUUCUUAGAUAACAUACCUGUCAAUAACCUUGACAGCAUUAAUCUAGAGGAGGACAUCCAAUCGAACUUUGGAGCCCCUUUACGAGAACAUUUAUCCAGUGAAGAAAAGUGCACUGCAGAUCUACACAAAGACACUAGCUUAUCGAAGCCCACAACAUUCACAGCCAGAGAAGAUGAUGAUAAAGACUACCAAAAGUCUAAGAAAUCCACGGACCUAUCUGUUGAGAAAAAGAAAGAACUUAACAGAAGAUCCGCCUCCCAGUGUAGAAAGAGAAGAAAAGAAUAUGUUGAGCAACUUGAACGAAGAGUUGACACUCUAGAAAAUGAGGUUCACUGUUUAAAAAGGAAGCUUCAAUUCUAUGAACAGCACGAAAAGCUAGAGGCUCUAUCUCAGAAGGAAAGUAUACUCCAAUACUUAACUGGGAAAUAUGACGAGUAUGACAACCUUGAUGCCAUCAUUGAGAACCACGAGAAGUCGCCCAUCAAAGAAAGCGAGAUAAAUAAAUGCAUUAAUACAAUAAAGAUACGUCAGAGUAGUCAAGGUUUUGUUCGGAAGCAAACAGUCAAUUACCUACUGAAGAAAGUAAUUGAAAAGAUUGUCCCCGGUCAUGUAAAAUACAUUGUCGCAAGCUGAGCUAACGAAAACGGAUAUUUUGAGAAGGCAAGGGGCAGGAAACUAGCCAAGAAUCUUGAGGCCAAAACCCAGAGAGGUAAAUAUGUCGAUUACGCUCAAAAGUGCCAAGAUCCAGAAAAUCAUGUCUGGAAAGAAGUCAUUUAUGCCAUGGGCCUCAAUUCAGAUGAGAUUAAGCUUCUAAAGAAGCAAAGAGCUAAAAUUCUGAAAUUCAAAGAUAAGUUCUCGAACAAUCUCUCAAAGUUCCUUAAGAUUAAGAAGGAAAUGUUUAAAAUCAGUGCAGAGAUUGAGAAAAUCCUUGACGAUGUAGGCACCAAUGUAAAACCAAUUCAAAUUGCCAGAUUCCUGCAAUAUGUUGACAAGAUAAAACAUAGAAAAGAGAUGGAUGUGUUCCACCUCUGGGGAGUUAAAUCUAAUAAGUUCAGAGUCAGGAAAGACAAGAUUGGCACUCAAGACCUCCUCUCUCCAUCUUUCGAGAAGGUACGUCCGACCUACGCCCUUAUUAAAAAGAAGGAGAGAAGUAUUAUGAAAACCGAAAACGACACAAAAAUAGCAAACCAGGUGGAGAUGAAUAAACUUAAGUUCGAAAGUGCUCAUGGAAACAUUAAAAACUCCUAUAUGGAAUCUGAUAAUAUUUCUCCAGAGAAGCUAGCAAAGGAAAUUUUAGGAAAAGAGAUCAAACAAGACUACAAAUCUGAUGAUGAAGACUCCAUCCAAGCAAAGAUUAAUCUCAGUCAGAACCCAGCUUUCCUAAAUUUCCAUCAAGAAUCAGAGGAUUCAGGAUUGCCAGAUUCUGCUUGAGAAUCCAAAUCUUCUUCAGAUAAUUAAGAG